Messenger RNA from Haliotis rubra (blacklip abalone), 1615 nucleotides. RefSeq names its product EGF-like domain-containing protein 1. The transcript is spliced from 11 exons. The coding region runs from base 114 to 1430 and encodes 438 amino acids. Lineage: Eukaryota; Metazoa; Mollusca; Gastropoda; Lepetellida; Haliotidae. The record is from RefSeq and is a predicted model, not a curated record.
GGAGGGGCCCCUCAAGUAGUAUAUAUAUCAAAGACAACGACAUCGUGUGUGUAUUCUCAUACUGAUCUUUCUGGAGGGCAAUCUGAAACAUAUUUGGACACCGCCGUACCACAAUGUCAAGACUACUGCAACUUCUUGGAAUCAUUGGCAUUGCUGUUGUAAAGGUACAGUCCACGAUAGAAUUUAACUGCUUACGGACGAGUGAUACGUGUACAACUGGCAGCUGUGAUACCAACGGAGACUGCACGUGUACAGCUCCUAAUGGGCUGUAUAACUGUGGAACAGAUAUUGUAUCCGUUGGCACUGGUUGUGCAUGCGAGGGCACAGGGUCGAUAUGCAAUUCAGGUGGUACCACGUGUGCUUGCACGGAGAAGUUCUACGGACCCAAAUGCCAGUACAAAACAUUGGAUGUUAGUUGUUCGGCAGCUGGCUCACACAUUCUGAACGUCAACGUACCGGGUACCCCAACGUGUUAUGUGAAGGGGUUUGAGAGCACCUGCAGCUUUUCUACGACUGUGCCCACCGGUGCACCAACGGGCUGGAAGGGAGACUUCCUGGAAGCAUCCCUGACAGAUGCCACUAACUGUGGAUCGCCGACAGAAACAACGGAUGCCGAUGGCGUGAAGACUAAGUGCUUUACAGUGAUUUGCCGGUACGAACCCUCUUAUCUGACUGGAGUCGACUUUGAGGCCGAAUUCUGCUGCGGCGAUGACAAGAAAACAGUUACUAGCGAGCUCCUGUCCUUGACAGAAAAUGGACUGCUUACAGCAAACGUUAAUGCAGACCCUGCCGGGGCUAAUGUCGUGACAGUUGUGAUGAAGAACGGUGCUGACGCCUCUAUUGCUACUGGGUCUGCAGUUGAUAUCGGUUCGACGGUUAAGCUGGAAUUCACACUUGAUUCUGCCACUGAUUUUGCUGCAAUACGUGUGCUUUCGUGCAAAGCCAAAGACGGUGGAUCUAAUGAAGUUGAAUUUAUUGCAAACAGUUGUCCCACAAAGACUUUUGUUCAAGGCACCUCGCGUACAGGUGGCAGUCCAGUCAUAAUUGAGACAGAAGCUAUCAAAUUCACAGGAAGUAUCACCGUCACUUACGAGUGUUCAGUUCUUAUCUGCAGACAAAUGACCGAAUGCGCAUUGGUAACCUGUACUGAUGGAGUGUCCGGUUUCGGGCGUAAGAAGAGAGAAAUAACCGCCUCGUCUAACUCAACAGAACAAAAAACGGUUGUGACAUAUAUCAGAGUCAACGACCCAUUUGCAGCAUCGGAGGUGAAGAGUGCUGUUCAAGACGCUGUUGCACAGACUGGUGCCAUCAAUCUAACAGCCGCAGUGAUUGGUCUGGCUGUCGUUGUCCUCGUCCUCCUUGGAGUCUGUCUUCUCCUUGGCGUUUGUCUCAUCAACAGGCGGGCACCUGUUAAGGACAUCCAAGGAUAACAUGACGGACUGUUUCUUUUACCAAUACCGAAUAUAAUAACUUUUCUAACGCUAAGAAUAAAAACUAUUUCAGCUCUUGUAUUUUCACAGUUUUCUGAUAAAGGCUUCUAAAUUCCGUGUGUUGUUAAAUUAUUCUUUUGUUUCGGCCCUGGAUUUCUUUUGUGCAUUCACAGACAAAAUCAUGC